Molecule: messenger RNA, 897 nt
Organism: Amoebophrya sp. A25
Lineage: Eukaryota; Dinophyceae; Syndiniales; Amoebophryaceae
Source: the annotation of a GenBank genome assembly
CGACGCAACUGAAAAAAAUGAUUUCUCUUCAAUCUCGGUUCUUUCGUGAUACUGCAUGAUUCGUAACAGAGAGGUGUCUCAUGAAUUGGAAUACUACAAUCAAAAAUCUAGGUACUGUUCCCGUUGUAGACCUAGACACCGGAACUUCUAUUUGUAGUACUACAUCAACAUCAUCCGCAUUUACAAAUACAAUUUUUACUGCAAUAAGCAAAGAUUGACCGCGAAGAACUCGACGAUUAAAAAAUGCUAUCGAGCGAAGUGGAUUCAAUACACGAUGACAGACUCGAUCCAGAGACAACAUCAUCACUGGAAGUCGCACUCUCUUCUAUGAGCCUCACAGAGGAAAGAAUGCGUGCGCGCUUGGUCUUGACAAAGCAGAGGUAUGCGGAAUUACUUCGGAGGUUACGAAGCUAUGCACUCACUGCGCACCAUGAUACACGGAUACCUUCGUGGGAGACACUCUUAAGGCUGUACUAGUAGUUCUCUUGAGCUGUACGUUCUCCAUGUGUUGCAAUUUCAAAUGUUUGGAACGUUUGGAACGCGGAGUUGGAGUACAAAUGAUGAUUGAUUUGAGUAGCUGUAAGCUUCUCACCAAUGUCCGCAUAGUAUAGGAUCCUCUAAAAUACCGAAGGAGUCGCUUUCCGGAAGAGCAACUGAUUCUCGAAUUCUGCGAGAACCUUACUCAUUCUCAUUAAUUGGGAACAGCAACAGCGCGAUUGAAGGUAACAAGAAGUCGCCUAGUUCUGUGGUUUAAUGCUCCUAGGCGGGAGGUGAGCUGGCUCCUAGGCGGGUUAGCUGGGUACAGCAUCAUCAUUCAGUCAGCACCCUGAUUGACUGGAGGCAAUGAUAAGAGCUUCAUAAUGACAACUUCUUGAUCUUGUGUUCCAAGUAGAGGGA